GAAGGAGAUCAUCGGCCGAGUGGACUGCCAAUUCAGGUUGAUAAAGGCUACCCAAAGGACGCUUCUGAUCCCAAACCACGACAGCUGGAAACCAACCAGAAAGAAACCCUGACGAUCGAGCACUUUCAACCCAUCUUGGCGACACUAGCAAAUCUCGAUCGCGACGAUCCGAAACUAGCAUUUCAAGCGGCUCGGUCCGUGGGGCUCUAUCGACGUCUAUGUGCAUCAUGUAUGCCUAGGCACCUUAGUGGCGAGGAUGUCGACUAG
Penicillium arizonense is the source of this 267-nucleotide messenger RNA. RefSeq lists its product as uncharacterized. The transcript has 2 exons. The record is from RefSeq and is a predicted model, not a curated record. The annotation marks the transcript as partial. NCBI's taxonomy places the organism in Eukaryota, Fungi, Ascomycota, Eurotiomycetes, Eurotiales, Aspergillaceae.